AUGCAAGUCCUUCGUGGGUCGUCAGGUGUCAUCACAAGUCCUAAUUACCCUGGCAAUUAUUACAAUAACCAUAGAUGCAGCUGGAAAAUUACUGGACGAUCAGGAGAUCGAGUGAAGUUGGUCAUUCAGGGUACGCAAAUAGAAGGUGGAGGUGGUUGUCCAUACGACUAUAUACAAAUUCAAAAUGGUUACUUACAGAGCAGCGGUUUAAAUCCUGGGAGAAUAUGUGGUUCCAGCGGAACAAUGACUCUUAUUUCAUCCCGUGAGACUCUUAUAGUGUAUUUCCGCACUGAUGGCAGUGUAACAAGCAGUGGAUUUAGGGCAAUCUACACAAUCCUACGUAACGGUAAGUAAUAACAACCUUAUCGGAUCUGCUCUGAUCACUUGUUGGUCCAAUGUCUUCCCUUUUUUGCUUAUACAAUGUUUUGAAAGAAAAUAAUCACAUCUACAAGAGCGUAUUUUGGUUUCUUUUGUUUUUCAUACAUGUAUGCUUUAUAAUAUAACUAUGUUUUUCGCUUAUUUUAUCAUCUAUCAUAACAGCUAGUUUUUUGCUCCAGAGAGGAAUUGGUGGUUUCAUUGUUUAGCAAGAUGAAUGGUGUUUAAUGGUGUGUUUAAUUUCGGGGGCCGCCCAAAUAAAUAAAAUUAACAUGAAGUUUGUUUUCUUAGAGUCAAUAACAAGAACAGAGUCAUUUUAUCUUUUAACCAAUGAUAAUGUUUUACAAUAUCGGAUGCCUUGCAUAUAGCUUUUAAGCUAAUUUACGUCGGACAAGACAAGACGAAGGCAAUGCCAAACACUCGGAUUACAAAAGGAAAAGAAAUACAAAGAAAGAAACACGCUUUCGCCACAGUAACAUGUAAAUUUCAAGUACAGUGAUUUGUUAUUUCAAUUACAGGUGUGUAGACUAAAAUUACCUCACCAUGGGUAGCCCUUAACUUCAAUGACCACUACGGGGGUGGGCCAGUUUUAUGGGUGUCUUGAGUUCGAGUCUCGUGAGUUUGUUAGCUUUUUCCGUUGUUUCACACCCAUGCAGCCUCCCAUGGAGCCUACUCCUAAGGGUGUCAUAACAGGUUUUCUCGCCACGAAAGUUCGUGGGCAACGAACGCGUUGCGGAGCCCUAAGAAUGUCUGUGUAAGAGGCUAACCCACAUGAUGAGAUGAGCGUUUUCGUCUAUUUCAAGAAAAAGAAUGUCAUCUUUCCUUUGAUUUUUGAUUCAACGAUUUGUUUUGUCUUCCAGCGUGCCCAAAUAUGGCGACCCUUACAGGGACGUCAGGCGUGAUCACAAGUCCUUUUUAUCCAGGAAAUUAUGGUAAUGGCCAGACAUGCAGCUGGAAAAUCACAGCAAGUAGCGGAAAACGCGUCAAGUUGGUCGUUAACGACAUGGACAUAGAACAGGGUGGAAGUAAUUGUGGCAAAGAUUAUUUACAAAUCCAAAAUGGUUUCUUAUAUGGUAGUGGUUUGUCUCAAGGACGAUUAUGUGGGACACGCCAUAGAAACUCGAUUUUUGCUUCUUACCGUGAAACUUUGAUUGUACGUUUUGUCACUGAUAGUUCCGGUCCGCGCCGCGGAUUUAAAGCAACAUACACACAGGUCGUCCCUGGCCGUAAGUAGCAAAAUCCUUGUUUUGAGAUUUGCCCAACACUGUCCAUUUAUGAAAGGAAAAGGCCAGUUCUUUAAUAGCUUGUUGAGGCUUGUCUGGAUAUUUUAUUGAUCUUAACCAUAAAUUGUAGAUCAAACUCUUUUGAGACUCCAGUUUUUAGGCAAUACUGCUUUCAGGGAGAUAUGCGCCAAUCCGUUCAAGGCAGAGCGCGAGCGCAUGUCACGUAAAAGCGAACACAUCAUUGAGGCCAGCUGGCGAUAAAGUGCCUAAGUUGAGGAUGAAGCGCAACUCCUCGCGUCGUCUUGUUCUGAAAACAGCCUAUGGCCGAGCCAAUUUUCUUCUUACAGCGAAAUUCGUUGUAUCGCGUAACGUGCUCGCCCAGCUUGGCUGAGAAUGACUCUAGACUGCUCAAGAAUAGCGAAGGGAAUCGCAACGGGAAGUGGAUUUUUUGUCGAAAAAAGGAAGCCGACGUUGCUUUAUUCUGGCAAGUGACAAGAAUGAGAAAGAUCAUAAAAAUCUGCGAAGCAAACUUAACUUGUCGAUUAUUGCCCGAAACAGGACGUUCACAAAGCAACGAACCUUGAAACACGUAACAAACAAAACGGAUCGAGAUACACCAAUAAAAAUCAAGAAUCACAAACCAUGACCUUUUGAACUUGUGCAAGUGAACAUGAAUUUCCUAAGAGGUCCGCUAAGAUGAUUGGCGGAACAGAAAAACCCAAAACAUGCAAAACGCACAGCGCGAUACAACGAAUUUCGCUAUAAUAACGUUCCGCGAGUCUUCCAGAAAACGGUCGCCAAUUUUCUUACCUUCACGUACAAUAAGAGGCUGCACAGGACAUAUUUUCUCUGCCAAUUUCAAAACUCGAUUGAAACUAGUAUAGAGCGCGUGGUUUGACAUCUUUUAGGAAGAGGAGUCUCAUAACUAGGAAGUCGGGAAUACACUAACACCGGUACCGCUGAUGUCAUGCGCAGAAAUCUCGUUACAUUCUAGCUAAAAUUGAAGUUGGAAUUAGACGCGGAUCACCCAUGUGGGUGUCAUGAGUUAGAGUCCCCUCAGACGUUAGCUUUUUCCUGUCUCACGUGCGUGCUGCCUUCUACGCAGACACUAGGGAACUUAAGAUAGAGACGUUUUCGGGGCGACGGCAACUUCAACCGGACGUGACAUCAUCAUUUGUUGGAUAUUGCGCAUGCUCGUGUUCACCACCUUGCCGUCGUGGUCCCGUCGGCGACGUGAAACUGGUCUGUUUGGCGUUGUGGCGAAAACGUUCGUAUUUAACUGUCAUUUCAUUUAGGUUUGUUGCGUUUAGCAACCAACAUUUUGCAGAUUAUCGUUCUUAAAUUGUCCUUGUUUUCUUUGAGGCACAUUUCAAGCUCGAUUUCCAAGCUCUGUUAUCUAAACUCUAUGUUUUCAUGUCACAGGGUCAAGAUCCAACUUGGCAAACAGCCAACCCUAAGUGAGCUUGACAUGGACAAAAUUUUCCUACGAGCCAAAUAAAAGUAUCCAGACAGAAAUAUGAACUCCGAUAUUUCAAUUGUGUGCUUUUAGUUCGCUCUUUUCGUUAGAAUAUCGUAUAAGUGAAACUCAUUGAAAAUUAUAUAGAAUAGUAGGUAAUACCAUGUACUAACUCGGCGUGGGAAUACUGAAAUAAAGUUCUUGCCGUUGUUGUUGUUGCAUGCAAGUAUUUCCCGGGAAUUAUUUCAAUACCAAACUAAGAAUACGGUUCCUUGGUAGCAUUUUAAUGUUCCUGUAAUUUGCAAGGCUUCGACAAGCCUGUGGAGAUCAUUUUUUUUUUCAACACGAAAUUCUGCCUUGAACUCAGCUGCAUCCCGCAUGUUUUUUAGCGUGAACGGUCGUAACUGUCCCGAGGAAAAUCGGGAUUUUUGGACUCAUAAUUUUCCCACAAAACGAGAAACUCUUCAUCCGAUACAUGUUGUCUGCAUAGCAAAUAUUUAUUCUUUUAAUCCUUUAUGUGAAGCCAUAUUUCCCUCUUCGGUAUUCUUCUAAUUAAAGGCGCCGUCCUUCUGAGUUCACUGCCAUCUUAACGUUCUAUUUUUGACGGGAAGCGACGGCUGCCUUAGUUCCAGGCUUUCUCUGCCAGUCCGGUCGCCGUCGCCCCGAAAACGUCUCCGUCUUAAGUUCCCUGUUAUCAGGGCUUCCUCAACGUGCGCGUGCGUGGCGAGUGUUUCUAUCUUUAUAUCAAGAUGAAAUGUAUCAGUCAUUCUUUCAUUUUUCAUGCAUUGAAGCAAUGAACUGUUUUAUCUAACAGCAUGUCCAAAUAUGGCAAUCCUGACAGGGACUUCAGGCAUCAUUAAAAGUCCAUUUUACCCAGGAUAUUAUGGUAAUGGCCAGACAUGCAGCUGGAAAAUCACAGCAAGCAGCGGAAAACGCGUGAAGUUGGUCAUUACAGACAUGAACAUAGAACUCGGUGGAAGUAAUUGUGGCAAAGACUAUAUACAAAUUCAAAAUGGUUUCUUACAUGGUAUUGGUGUGCCUCCUGGGCGAUUAUGUGGGACACUAACUAGCAACUCGACUUUCGCUUCUUACCGGGAAACGUUGAUAGUACGUCUUGUCACUGAUGGUUCUUUAACUCGCCGCGGAUUUAAAGCAACAUACACACAGGUUACACUUGGCCGUAAGUAGACAGAACCAUUUUGGUAAGGUUUUUGCACUGGUGUUCAACACUAUUCCUUACUAAAUUUAUGUAGUUACUACAGUUGCUGUGCACUACGUGCGUAUUGCUAUUAAGAAUAAAUUCACUCUAACAGUGAUUAUUCUGCGCAGAAUAAAAGCGAUUGCAGAAUUCUGUGUGUAAAAAGAUAGAUUUAUCAAUGUGGUAUUUUUCCUUACAGCACCAAGCGCACCACCAGCUAAUGUCCGAGGACACAACACAAGCUCUACCAGUGUUUGGGUAGAUUGGGACAAUGUUCCCCUCGCUGAUCAGAAUGGAAUUAUACUGAGUUACACGGUGACAUACACGGCAUUACCUAACGGCAGUCCAAAGAUGGCCGUAGUGAGUGCUCCAACCACUCAAGCCAGCCUGACCGGUCUGACAAAAUACAGAAACUAUAGCAUUACGGUCUUUGCCUCUAAUGCACAGGGAGAUGGAAAUAUCAGCCUACCUAUCAUAGUCCUCACAGACGAAGAUGGUGAGUAGUUAAUAGUGUCCUCGUGCAUGGUCGGAAGCUAAUUUCAGCUAGUAAAAAAAACACGUUGAUAAGUUUCGCAACUAACGUUAUUGAAAAAAAAAAAGGUCUGCAGAGGUCAGUAGGGUAAAGAUUUUACAAGUCUAAUUCGGUAAAAGUUUUACAAGCGUCAUUUACAAGUCGGACCGUUGCUCUUACAAACCUAGGGGAAACAAUUUUAGUAAAGAAAGUUACCAGUACAAAUAACAAGUGUCCGUCUUCGCUUGUAGUUACAAGUGUAGCUCCACACUUGUAUACAAUACGGUAAGUAUUUGAUUUAACAAAGCUUCUGCGGAAGCAUGAAUAGCUUAUAGUAUACAAGAGCUCAACUUGUAAAUCACAAGUGCAAGUUACAAGUCGCAAGUCACCUGAAAACAUCGAGGAAGCUCAUUGAAAAAAUGGCACAAAAGUUAGUCUAUGUAUUUCUGCAGUGAAGAAGAACUUGAUGAACUUUUAAUAUGUCGAAUAGUUCGCCAACCACAAACUUUUGCAAAAAUACGACCACUAGAAAUCGGAAAUCUAACGGAAUUCCGACAGAAGUUUCUUUUCCUUGAACAAACCUUUAUUAACAGGGCCGCAUGUUGAUCAUGGAAUGAGGCGCAACAGAGCUUUAACUGCCAGAUAAAAAAUAAAUUCUGAUAUUUUUUCGUUUCCUUGGAGCAAAUUCAAUCUAUCAGGUUAUGCACUCAUGUUGUGAUGUCUCAUUCUGCGUUGUUUCGGCAAUGUUUAGACCUUUAAGCGAGGGGAGUUAAUUUGAUGGACUGAUAACCCAUUCAAUGUUGCAGCUAAAUUCAGAGACAUAGCGGGCUUUCCCAAUGUAAAAGAAUGGGUUGAAAGAACUCACAUUCCUGUUAACCCACCAAAUUGCACGAAGACGCCUUCGUUAACCACCAUCCCACCAAAUUUAUGCCAAUGAAGCUAUGGUCGCAUGCCCAGAUUACACGAUCUAUUUCCGAUCAUAGUGUUAUUCACAGUAUAAAUCACGGGACAAAACGCCUAAAUCCAUCAAUUAGAAAAGAUUCCGCGAUGAAAUAGAAAGCUUGUGUGUAAAAAAAAUUUCUUCUAUCCAAUAAAAAGAAUCAUCGUUUAUUAUGUCCUCUUAUUAGUAAUAAAAAAGACAUAAGUAAGCUACACGUUUAAAAAAAGUAUACAAUAAUUUCGUACAUUUAUAAAUUGAUUUUUCGAUUUAUUCAUUCUUUUGAGACAGUGGGGUGUAUCGCUCUUAAGGAAGAAUAUCACUCUAACACUGACCAUUCCACGCAAAACAAACUUAACUGGAGAGUUGGAUCUGCGAAUCUUUUGACUUAUAAAAAUUCAUUUUGUUCUUUUAGAACCAAACGCACCACCAGAUAAUGUCCAAGGACACAACACCAGCUCGAACAGUAUUUGGGUUAACUGGGACAUUGUUCCUGUGGCUGAUCAAAAUGGAAUUGUUUUGACUUACACGGUGAUGUACACGGCGUUCCCUGGCGGUAUUCUACGGACGGCCAUAGUGAAAGCUCCAACCACCCACGUUACACUUAGAAGUUUGGAGGAAUACACAAACUAUAGCUCUUGGUGUUUGCAUCUACUGUGAAGGGAGACGGAAAUGCCAGCGAUCCAAUCAUUGUUACCACAGACGAGGACAGUAAGUUGCCAAAGUCCUUACGAUACUUAAUACUAAAACGAGGAAUAGGUAAACGUUGAAACGUUGAAGUUUGGAGGAAUAUGCAAACUAUAGCAUCCUCGUGUUUGCAUCUACUGUAAAAGGAGACGGAAAUGCGAGCGAUCCAAUCAUUGUUACCAAAGACGAGGACAGUAAGUUGCCAAAGGCCUUACGAUACUUAACAAUAAAUAAAGGAAUGCGUGCUCUUGGUAGUUAUAAUAUAUAGAUUUGGCCAGGGCUAAACGCGUAGCUCCAAUUAAUAAAUUUAUAAUUUAAAUCAAACAAUUGUAAUUAUCCACAAAUCAGCCAACUGGAGAGAUCCAUAUGACUUUAAAGGGUGGGGCUGGAUGAUUUUAGAGAAGAAAUAAUUUGUAAACAGCACAAACGUGAAACAACGUCUAAAAUCUUACAUCGAUGCGAGUUAAUAGUCUUAAAUGUACACCUAAAAAAUAGCAAUAAGCUUUGAUCACAGUAGAUUAGGCGAGAAAAACAAAUUACUCCCAAGCAAAAUAACCUAUUUGCCCACCUACACCACCUUUAUUUGAUAAGGGUAAUUGGACAGUCCCGAAAUAUAAUUUUAUGCUAUAAAGGCCGUUAAGAAACGAUACUCCUCGAUGGCAGACAAUUUACAAGUUCUGCCUUUUCGAUUUUACCUCUCUGUCUAAGAGAAAGGCCAAAAUGAAUUUUUUUUGUGUGACUCGCUACGAAUUUACAUUACAAAUCUGGUAGCGUGUAUUAACCAGCCUUCAUCACCUCUGCGAGGUAUACAGAACUAUCAGUCGUGAUGUUUGUUUAUCGUUCAGACCUCGGACAGAGAUUUAUUCAAUAUUCAGAACGAUCAAAGAGCGUGCUUCCCUUGCACAACAAGCUAUAAAACGCUUUUAUAUAGAGAAUUCACUUUUAGAAGGGACUGUACAGUCAGGUCAAUCUGCCAUUGUGUAGAAAUAAGGGUAAUAAUGGGCUUUGAGCAAAGACUUUCGAAAACUCUUAUUUUAAUUCAAUUUCCAAAAUCACCCGUUUGGUCAGCCACUUCUGAAUUUUCAGAAUUUUGCCAAGCGCCAAACUUGCAAUGCGGGCUGGCUGGUGUUUGAAUAAACAGUACCCGGAGAAUUACGCUUCGACAUAAAAGAAUUAUUUAUUUAAAAAAUCAAGCACACCUAGUAGGAAGAGGUCUCGGAAUAAUUUUAGUUCCGCAUUUUGAUUCUAAAACACAAGAAUCUUUUACACUAUUCAUACACGCAGCAUUUUGAGUACUCCUGCAUGCGAUUCUUGUACGGCUAAAAACAACCGGCAAAGCGAUAAGAAAGAGAUUUCAAAAACAAUCAAGACAGGGUAUGUAAUUCAAUGAAACAUUUAAAAGGACAACAAUUUUUAUUCACGAAGACAUAAUUUCAGAGUGACGUGUACCUGAAAAUCUUGAGUCAUGAAUAAAACCUUGCAGAUUUAAAUUAAUAUGAACUCGAGGCAAAAAAUAUCUUCAAAGCAUUCUUUUUACAACCAAUAUGAUAACUAAAUAUUCUUCAGAACGUUUUCUUUCUAGUCGCAGUCAGAAAAUGUCUAAAGACGUUUGAGGUUCUGUACCAGGUUAGAUCAUUGUCUGAAAUCUUACAAACGUGCGCAAAGUGACGGCAUAAAGAACGCUCGGCUUAAUGAAACCUAAAAAAACAAAAAAAAAAACAUCAGAUGCUAUAUUUUUACUUAAGCUUAAGCUAAGUCGAGGUGCAGCUCCUGAAAGCUAUCAAGUAAGAUCAGAAUCGCAAAAGACUUUUGAACCCUCUUAUGCAUCAAGGUGAAGUACAGAGAGAACCUUAUUAUUGAAAUGGGGGAUUUCCGAAUACUUUUUUGUCAAGCGGCGCAUUUCUCGACCAAAACCCCCCAAAACACGCCAGACAUAAAUUACAAAAGAUUCUUGAUAGCAGAUGUAUUUCAUAACGUAGAUCCAGUUUAAAAAGACGGUUAAAACACAAUAAGAUCAGACGACACUCAACUCUGUUAGCUUCAGCUAGAGUCUAUCAGUAAACAAGUUUCCAGAUGGUGCAUAAAUUGUCCACAUGAACUCACCUGUCAAAUUCUGACCAAUCUGGGAUAGGAAUGGGACGUACAGCGUGACCGACGCGUGGCGUUGCCUAAUAAAAUAGUAUUAAGGUGUAAUAUAGCAACAACAACAACAACAACAACUGACACCAAUUUCGCUGGAAGAAAAACACGAAAAUCUUAUAGCGACGGUGCGAAAAUGAGAAAUGUUAGCGGCCACUAAGGUGAAAAUGAGCGGCAGUGAAAAGCCAAUGUGAACAGGAACACAAACAUUUCCUUUACGGGUAACUACGACGUUUCUGGAAAUUUAUGUUUUACUCGUGCAAAACAACGGCAGGGAAAAGUACAAAAAAAGUGUGCUACACGUAAACGGCUGUUUUUUUUUUUUUUUUUUUUUUUCAAAUUAGUUCUAUUACUGUUGUUUUUUACCUCACUCGUUGUCUUCACCAUUUCUUCAGUAUUUAAAAAACGAUUUUAUAUUUUCUUUGAGUAAACUAUAAAUAUUGAAGCGAGCUACUUUUUUUGGCCCUGGCUAAAUCUAUAUAUGAACAUGAAUGAGCAAUAUCAUCCCACACUAGCUUACUUCCAACAUUUCUCGAAUGGAUAGAACCAAAUUUUCUCAGCCAUCUAGCAAAGUUAUAACAUACUCCUCCCUCGAAGGGAUGACACCUGACUCCCUUCCCUCUCCCUCACAGUUUGUACGGUCAGCGUUCAUUCGUACGCCGAGUCAUUACUAGAUAGAUUGCCAAAUUUUCUUAGCUAUGGGGCUCUGAUCGCGAGGCCCGCAGAGCUUCGCUAAAAAGGUCAAAGUACUAGCUUGAAGUUAAAACAAAAAAAUAUACAAGAUAGAAUUUUGGACAUUUUUUUUAGACAGAAGGGUCUAGCGCUCUUUAGGAACAAUAUCACUCUACCAAACAAACAAACUUGACUGAGAGUUGGGUGUGCGAACCUUUUAAAUUAUAAAAAUGCAUUUCGUUGUUAUAGAACCAAGCGCACCACCAGUUAAUGUCCAAGGACACAACACAAGUUCAACCAGUAUUUGGGUAGACUGGGACACUGUUCCUGUGGCUGAUCAAAAUGGAAUUAUACUGACUUACACGGUGACGUACAUGGCGUUCCCUGGCGGCAUUCCAAUGACCGCCGUAGUGAGUGCUCCAACCACCCACGUCACACUUAGCAGUUUGGAGAAAUACACAAACUAUAGCAUCUUGGUGUUUGCAUCUACUGUAAAGGGAGAUGGAAAAGCCAGCGAUGCAAUCAUUGUCCCCACAGACGAGGACAGUAAGUUGUCAAAGGCCAUACAAUACGUAACAAUAAAAAAGGGGAGGAUGUCCUCUAAUUUAUUACAAAAAGCUGCUUAAGUAGCUAAAAGUUAAAACAAAAAGUGUAAAAGUUAAAUUUUGUACAUUUCUUAUUCUUUCUUCAUUUUUUGAGGACAGUGGGGUUGUAUCGUUCCUUAAGAAAGAUAUCACAAUAACAAUUCCGCGCCAAACGAACUUGACUGGUGAUUCGGGUGUGCGAAUCUUUUAAAUUAUAAAAAUGCAUUUUGUUGUUAUAGAACCAAGCGCACCACCAGUUAAUGUCCAAGGACACGACAUAAGCUCCACCAGUAUAUGGGUAGACUGGGACACUGUUCCUGUGGCUGAUCAAAAUGGAAUUAUACUUAGUUACACGGUGACGUACACGGCGUUCCCUGGCGGUAUUCCACGGACGGCCGUAGUGAGUGCUCCAACCACCCACGUCACACUCAGGAGUUUGGAGGAAUACACUAACUAUAGCAUCUUGGUGUUUGCAUCUACUGUGAGAGGAGACGGAAAUGCCAGCGAUCCAAUCAUUGUUACCACAGACGAGGACAGUAAGUUG
This is a messenger RNA of Porites lobata, 10326 nucleotides long. The record is from the annotation of a GenBank genome assembly. NCBI's taxonomy places the organism in Eukaryota, Metazoa, Cnidaria, Anthozoa, Scleractinia, Poritidae.